AUGGUUACCAGGUGUCCCACCACGCUGCCCGUGGCCACGCCCACUCGAGCGGCACGGUGUCGGCCAUCUUGGUGUCGCUGCUGCUGGCGGGCGUGCUGGCGGGGCUGGCCUACUACGUCUUCAAGCACAAGACGGACGCCUUCCGCUUCCAGUACUUCAAAAACGACGACGAGGACAAUCCUGCUGGGGGUUCCAGCAAGCCUGCCCUGGUCUCCAUCCCGAACCCUUUGUACAGCGGCUCCAGGGCCUUCGCCGAGCCCUUUGGGGAGGCCAGUCAGGGACCGGAGCAUGCCGAACCAGAAGAACCUCCAAAGAUUCUGGACCUGGACCAGUAAAAACUGUAGUCGGUGUGGUGACUGGAAUCCUGGUCUCCGACCAGCGACCAAUCAAAGCAGGACAAAGUGAUUGUCAAUAAAGUUGCACUAAUCUAUCA
This is a messenger RNA of Nerophis ophidion (straightnose pipefish), 433 nucleotides long. RefSeq names its product mucin-2-like. Bases 1 to 405 code for a protein of 134 amino acids. Lineage: Eukaryota; Metazoa; Chordata; Actinopteri; Syngnathiformes; Syngnathidae. The record is from RefSeq and is a predicted model, not a curated record. The transcript has 4 exons.